This is a messenger RNA of Mesorhabditis belari, 2556 nucleotides long. The record is from the annotation of a GenBank genome assembly. Lineage: Eukaryota; Metazoa; Nematoda; Chromadorea; Rhabditida; Rhabditidae.
AUGAAGGAUUUCAGUGCAGUGUCCCCGAAAUUCUCCCCAUCAACAACCGCUCCGUCGACAAACGAAAACACCACGGCGAUGCUCAGCCAGAAUGCUUUGAUGCAACAAUUGCUCAUGGCUCAGAACAACGUGAACGGUGGCCGGGACGAUUCGACGACAAGUAGCCGCGAGUCGAGCUCGAAACGCUCCAAUGGAGUUCAGAAUGGUCACUCGGAGACAACGGUGAGCGGUGAGUGGGUGAACGAGCAGCAAUCGUACUCGAUUUCGAACAACACCCCGCAAAUGUUGCUGAAAUGCGCCGAGUGUGGGCUGGGAAAGAAUAGCUCGGAGGAAUUGGAGGUUCACAUCAAACAAGAGCACCUGCAAUGGUUGCCCUUCCAAUGUCCGAUUUGUUUGAACGAGCGUGCAUCUGAUGCUCAAAUGCGUGAACAUCUCUACUCAGCGCACAAGAAAAACAUGAACAAAUUCAUCUACGUCGACAACGUGCAAGCGAAGAGGAAUCUGCAGAUCUUGAUGGAUCGAUCGUUCAACCACGCGAUGACUCAGGGCUCCAACCCAUCAUCCACCACAAACUCUCGUCGUGGCCCGCUUGGCGCGUUGAAUGGCCGAUCGAACGGGCUAAUGGUCAACAAUUUGGCCACACAGUUGAUGGCACAACAAGUGAAAGAACAAAAGGAUAAUAAGGAGAUUGUUUCGAUCAAUCUAAACGGCACCUCUGACUCGAACUCGACAAUUCGAAGCCAGUCACCCAGAAACACUUCAUUUUCUCGGAAACGUGAUCACGAUUCGGCGUUAAACGGGAAUCUCUCGAUUGGCAGCAGCAACACCGAUGCGCUUUUGGCACAAAUUGAGGCAACCACUGGCGGCACAGGAAAUGAUGAUGAUUAUGAUGACGCGCUCGGGCAUCUCGCGAUGAUUUUCACGAAUUCGAAGCGAAUGAAGAACGAGGGAAGCAACGAGGAUGAUGACUUGAGACUCUCUUCUUUAAACGAUGAGGAUUGCUUCUCAGGAGCCGAUCCUAGCUCAGUUCUCGACUCUCUUUUCGCAAACGUUUCAGCGGUUGUGAAUGGCGGUGACAACGCGACAAACGACGAGUUCCACAUGAACACCAAAUUCGGGAAACACUCGCCAUUGAUGACAAAAAAGCGCGUGUUGGGCGAAUGCUCGAAAUGUCAGAAGCCAGUGACAGCCGGCGCCCGCCAAAUGCACAUGUUCUACCAUUUGGGAAAAGAUCAUGGAAUUUUCCGCUUCCGAUGCAAAUUUGAGGGAUGCAACAUUGAGCAUUAUCGCAAGGAUCAAAUGGAAAAUCAUCACAGCAAGGUUCACGGCCGCAUCGACCCGGAAAUGAUGGAGGAUCGCUCGCUCGAGCUCUAUCAACGCUGUCAGGACUUGUCGAUGGAGUUGCUGGGGACGAACAAUUGCUCGCCGGGGCCAACAGCAGCCAAAGCAGAGAUCGCCUACAAUGCACAACUCGUCGAACAGAAAAGGAAACAUUCCGAGAAACCUCGGCGAAAGGAGGGUACUGAAUCGACUUGGCAAAGCAAGCCGAUUCCCGACGACGAGCACCCGUUGGUGUGCCGGAAAUGCAAGAAAACGAUGCAAAAUCGGAUUCGCGGCUUUCACAUUCUUUGGCAUUUGGCUAAAGAUUUGAACAUCAAUCGGUACACAUGCAAAUUCUGCGAUUUUGGACAUGAUCGCUCACAAAGCGUACAAACUCACGGCAAACGCGAGCAUCAAAACGAGGACUGCGUUUUAGAUCGAAUUGAUGAAUACGAUACAGAGAUCAAGGAAAUGUCAGAAAGCUGUUUCGGUAUUCGGGCGCUUUUCUCUCAGGAAAGCCGUCGCAGGAGCAAGAUCCCGUUGGCUUCGCGUGACGUCGUCGAGGAGAGCAACAGUCGAGGGGAGAACAGUGCCGGAGGAUCGCCAUCUGGGGAUGACGUUGAUGAGGCUGCAGGUGUCUCGGUGGUGGUUGAAGAAAACGAAAACGAAGAAGAGCCAGUGAAGACCACAUCCUCGCGUUCCGCGCCCCGGCGUCACUUGUCGAAUCGCCGCUUUGGAAUGCGGAAAGCGAUUGGGCAAAAGAAGCGUCAAGAGAUGCAAAAAUUGAGGGAAAUCAGUCUCCGACUUGGCGGUGCGCAAUAUUUCAAGAAGAAAGUCAACGAGGCCGCCCAUUGUGAUAUUUGCGGAAUGUUGCAGCACUCGCGUCUCUCCGAGCACGCCUACAAGCACUUGAAUGUGCCACUUUUCGUGUGUCCUCAUUGUGACUUGGGCAAUUACUCCCGUGAAACCGUCGUAAAACACAUCAAGGAAAUGCAUGACGAUGGUGGACAUCCGGUUGAUCAGCGCUUGAAAUACGCACAAGAGAUCAAGAAUAUGAUCGGCAAGUGCUAUCCAUCGUUUUUCGUCGAUGCGCCCAUCCCGACCGUUCACGAUAUCGAGAAAUUAAAAUCACAACUCGGUGACGAGAUGAAAAACGCGAUCGCCGCUGAUGACACCGAUAGUGAUGGGGAUGAGGGAUCAGUCGAUAACGAGGACGAAGCUCAAGAAGAUGAUCAA